Messenger RNA from Vigna angularis (adzuki bean), 3439 nucleotides. RefSeq names its product receptor protein-tyrosine kinase CEPR1. The transcript is spliced from 2 exons. Bases 212 to 3133 code for a protein of 973 amino acids. Gene Ontology annotation, biological process: protein phosphorylation. Gene Ontology annotation, molecular function: ATP binding; receptor serine/threonine kinase binding; protein kinase activity. The record is from RefSeq and is a predicted model, not a curated record. NCBI's taxonomy places the organism in Eukaryota, Viridiplantae, Streptophyta, Magnoliopsida, Fabales, Fabaceae.
UGGAGUAUAAACGUAAAGCCUCUUUACCAAAGAUGUUCACUUCUCGCAGCAGUAGUACUUGAGCAAGAACCUGCUUUUUCAUCAUCAAGGCUUGUCACUGCUUCCCUAAGUCAUCCACUCAACCAUUCCAUAUCUUAUAUACAUCUCUUACACCCUUCUUCUUCCCUGCAACCAUUCACAAUCACCUCUUCUAUUUUUUUCUUCUCUCAAAAUGAACCACCAUCAUCCCUUCAUCACCCUCUUCUCUACUAUACUAUUAGUUUCCACCACCACCACCACCACCACCACCACCCUGUCACUCUCCCAGGUUAUCAUCACCAGUACCACCACCAAGAACCAGUCACAGUUUUUCUUUCUCAUGAAACUCUCCCUCCCCGGAAAGUACCCCAUGAAUUGGGACGCUGGAAAACCAGUGUGCAGCUUCACCGGAGUUACCUGCAACACCAAAGGUGACGUUAUCGGCCUCGACCUUUCAGGUUGGUCAUCACUUACUGGAAAGUUCCCGGAAGAUACAUGCUCUUACCUCCCACAGUUACGUGUUCUCCGCCUCGGCCACACCAGGUUCAAGUUCAACGUAGGCACCAUCCUCAACUGUUCCCACUUGGAAGAGCUUAACAUGAACCACAUGUCCCAGACCGGCACGCUCCCAGAUUUCUCUUCCUUGAAAUCUCUGAGGAUUCUCGAUUUGUCCUACAACGUCUUCACAGGCCAAUUCCCCAUGUCAGUGUUCAACCUCACCAACCUCGAGGUGCUAAACUUCAAUGAAAACGGAGGCUUCAACCUGUGGCAGUUACCCGCAGAUAUUGACAGGUUGAAACACCUCAAGUCCAUGGUUCUCACGACGUGCAUGGUGCAUGGUCAAAUCCCUGCGUCCAUAGGGAACAUAACUUCCCUCAUCGAUCUUGAGCUGAGUGGGAAUUUCCUCACGGGACAAAUUCCGAAAGAGCUUGGUCAGCUGAAGAACCUUCAACAGCUUGAGCUUUACUAUAACUACCAUCUCGUUGGGAACAUUCCAGAGGAGUUGGGGAACCUCACGGAGCUCGUGGAUUUGGAUAUGUCAGUGAACAAGUUUACCGGGAGCAUCCCUGCAUCGGUUUGUAGGCUUCCCAAGCUUCAAGUCUUGCAGCUCUACAACAACAGCCUCACAGGUGAAAUCCCAGGUGCGAUCGAAAACUCAACAGCUUUAAGAAUGCUGUCUCUGUACGACAACUUCCUUGUAGGACAGGUUCCCAAGAAACUGGGACAGUUCUCUGGAAUGUUAGUUCUUGACUUGUCGGAGAAUAAAUUUUCUGGUCCGUUGCCAACCGAGGUUUGCAAGGGUGGUACGCUAGAGUACUUUCUCGUUCUGGAUAACAUGUUUUCUGGAGAGAUACCACAGAGUUAUGCGAACUGCAUGAUGCUGUUGAGGUUUAGAGUGAGUAACAACCGUUUGGAGGGUUCCAUUCCCGCGGGACUCCUUGGUUUACCACACGUUUCAAUCAUUGAUGUGAGUAACAAUAACUUGAAUGGUCCAAUUCCUGAGAUUAACGGGAAUUCUAGAAACCUGUCUGAACUGUUCCUUCAGAGGAACAAAAUUUCAGGUGUCAUAACUCCCACAAUAUCUCGAGCCAUUAGUCUGGUCAAAAUAGAUUUCAGUUACAACCUUCUAUCUGGUCCAAUCCCUUCCGAAAUUGGCAACCUCAGAAGGCUCAAUUUGCUUAUGUUGCAAGGGAACAAGCUGAAUUCUUCCAUCCCUGGUUCACUCUCUUCAUUAGAGUCUCUCAACCUUCUUGAUCUCUCCAACAAUCUUUUAACUGGGAGCAUCCCUGAAAGCCUCUCUGUGCUGCUACCAAACUCUAUUAACUUCUCGCACAAUAUGCUUUCGGGUCCAAUUCCUCCCAAACUGAUCAAAGGAGGCUUGGUGGAAAGUUUUGCAGGGAAUCCUGGUUUGUGUGUGCUACCGGUGUAUGCCAAUUCAUCGGAUCGAAACUUCCCCAUAUGUCCAAGUGCCUACAAGAGCAAGAGGAUCAACACCAUCUGGAUAGCUGGGGUGUCAGUGGUUUUGAUCUUUAUUGGGUCUGCCUUGUUUCUCAAACGUAGGUGCAGCAAAGACACCGCUGCAGUGGAACAUGAGGAGACACUGUCUUCGUCGGUUUUCUCUUAUGAUGUUAAGAGCUUCCACAAGAUCUCUUUCGACCAAAGGGAGAUCAUUGAGUCCUUGGUGGACAAGAACAUAAUGGGGCAUGGAGGGUCUGGGACAGUGUACAAGAUUGAGUUGAAAAGUGGUGAUAUUGUGGCAGUGAAGAGGCUGUGGAGUCGCAAGUCCAAGGAUUCGACUCCAGAGGAUCGGUUGUUUGUGGACAAGGCAUUGAAGGCAGAGGUGGAGACCUUAGGAAGCAUAAGACACAAGAACAUAGUGAAACUAUACUGCUGCUUCUCCAGUUUCGAGUGCAGCUUGUUGGUUUAUGAGUACAUGCCAAAUGGUAAUCUUUGGGAUUCCCUGCACAAGGGUUGGACCCUUUUGGAUUGGCCUACUCGUUAUAGAAUUGCACUGGGAAUUGCACAGGGUUUAUCAUACCUUCACCAUGAUUUGCUUCUUCCUAUUAUCCAUCGAGACAUCAAGUCAACCAAUAUACUGUUGGAUGUUGAUUACCAGCCCAGGGUUGCAGACUUUGGGAUUGCCAAGGUUUUGCAAGCAAGAGGAGUGAAGGAUUCCACCACAACUGUCAUUGCAGGAACAUAUGGUUACUUAGCCCCAGAAUUUGCAUAUUCAUCAAGGGCCACCACCAAGUGCGACGUCUACAGUUUUGGGGUGAUUUUGAUGGAGCUGUUAACUGGGAAGAAGCCCGUGGAGGCAGAGUUUGGAGAGAACAGAAACAUUGUUUUCUGGGUUUCCAACAAAGUAGAAGGCAAGGAGGGGGCAAGACCAAGUGAAGUUUUUGAUCCGAGGUUAUCAUGUUCAUUCAAGGAUGACAUGAUCAAAGUGUUGCGGAUUGCCAUUCGCUGCACCUACAAAGCCCCAACAAGUAGACCAACCAUGAAAGAGGUUGUUCAGCUUCUGAUUGAGGCAGAGCCACGCGGUUCCGACUCUUGCAAGUUGUCAACCAAAGAUGUUUCAAAUGUCACCGUAGUAAAGAAACCAUAUGAAUUAUAAUUUGAGUAGCUUAAAGGGUAAGAAGGAGCAUGUAACAGCUAAACAUAGGCAGUCUCUCUAUAGAUGAAAUGAAACUGAGAGAUCCACUGUAGAAGAGAGAUCAAAUUAGUAUAAUCUUUUUUUUUUCUUCUAGGCAAGUAGUUUGUAGAUUCUAUCUUUGACUAUGAAUCUUCUCUCUGUAGCUGCUCCCUUUUACUGUCUUUGAGUUUUGACAUUUUGUAAAAAUUUGAAGCUAGAUUUCUAUCCAAGCUUUAAGGUAAUGUACAGUAUCUACAUAUAUUUCAUACAGCCCCACUUUGGAAAGCA